AUCCUGUGAUACAAGACCACCCGGCAGCCGUGCGACGUCUGACGAAGCUGUGAAGUCAAGUUCGUCCUCGCAUUUCGGUUUCGCUCCUGGCAUCACGCACGUAACGGCGCCACGCUGCCCUAUAAAACCACCGGCCGCAAGCAACGACAUCCUGUCUAUACUAAUAUAAAUACUGCUCUGCAUAGCCGCUGCGGUGCGCACAGAAAUUUACAGCAGGAGACGACACGCACGCAGUUGAAGUAGUUGACCGCUGUGUCGCUGUGUGUAUCGUAACCAUGGCCUUCCUCACACGUCGUGCUGGCGUGCUUGCCAUCAUGGCUCUGGCUAUGGUAGCUGCGGCUUCCGCUGCGCGACCCCCCAAGGAGUUGUGCGCGAAGACAAUCGUUGUCACCGAGCUUUACAACGAGGACACGCUGUCGGUGCCUGAAUUUCUGAUGACCGAGACCAACCAGACGAAGUUCAUUGGCUACUCUCUGGGAUUCCUGGACGAGGCCGUGUGGGGCGGCAGCGGCGACUCGGGUCGGAAGGCCGGCGACGUUGUGUCUGCGUGCUUCGUUAACAGCGUGAGCGGCGACGACGGCUGGAUGCUGAACUACUGCACCACCACCCUGACCUUCGGCGACCACGGCGCCAUCUCCUGGAUGGGUCAGUUCCCGGACAAGCAGGACAACGAGUUCUACAACCCCAUCGUGGGCGGCACUGGCAUCUUCGAGGGCGCCCGCGGCACCGUCCGGACCAACAUUGUUCUUGAGGCUACGCGCUGGCGCUACCAGUUCAAGCUCCUGUCCAGCCCCUUGUGCUAGAGAGCCAAGGAGGAGCCUGUUGGAGCGACAUGGCGCUCAUGCACGCUCCCUGGCAAGGUUUUCAGAUGCUUGGGCGCCGCUCACGCAGCGCCCAUGCAAGCAAGGGAGUAGUGGUGGCGCUGCUGCUGGCCCUGACUGCAGGAUCUUGUGUCGCAGUGUUUGAUGAUGCGCUAGUGUGGCCAAGAGGAAUUCAUUUACGUUCGGCAGGGGGGAUGCAAUUGAGCGCCAGGGGCCCGCAGCGGCUGUGUACGGUAAUGCACAUGUGUGCGUGCCAAGCAGCGCUCGCCAGCCGAGGCUGAAAUAACAUGUAACAUUAUUUCGAG
Messenger RNA from Chlamydomonas reinhardtii, 1126 nucleotides. RefSeq lists its product as uncharacterized. Gene Ontology annotation, biological process: jasmonic acid biosynthetic process. The transcript has 8 exons. NCBI's taxonomy places the organism in Eukaryota, Viridiplantae, Chlorophyta, Chlorophyceae, Chlamydomonadales, Chlamydomonadaceae. Bases 276 to 803 code for a protein of 175 amino acids. The record is from RefSeq and is a predicted model, not a curated record. Gene Ontology annotation, molecular function: allene-oxide cyclase activity.